AUGAGCUUGCCUAGUGGUGCAUCUGCGAAAGCAGGGGUACUCACGAGGAUAGAGUUAGGAUGCCAUUUCAUGCCCACCUCUACACAAUUUCACUGCAAUGGAUCUUUCCGAACUUCGAAAUGGUUAGCUAAGAAAUGGUUAAGAAAGAAAAAAACAAUUUUCUCCAGUCCAUGCAAAGGCAAAGGAACUACAGAUAAUCCAGGCGCCUUCGUAUCCUUCUACCUAGCCUUCUACUUCUGUCUUCUAUUAGUGUGUCUACGUGGUUUUUAG
Molecule: messenger RNA, 270 nt
Organism: Necator americanus (New World hookworm)
Lineage: Eukaryota; Metazoa; Nematoda; Chromadorea; Rhabditida; Ancylostomatidae
Exons: 3
Coding region: 1-270 (89 amino acids)
Source: RefSeq, a predicted model, not a curated record